Messenger RNA from Sphenostylis stenocarpa, 531 nucleotides. The record is from the annotation of a GenBank genome assembly. NCBI's taxonomy places the organism in Eukaryota, Viridiplantae, Streptophyta, Magnoliopsida, Fabales, Fabaceae.
AUGGCUUCUAUCUCAUGCAUCACCCACCACCCCAUCACUUCGAAGCUCAACAAUGUCUUCCCUUCACCUCACGUUUCUGCCUCAAACUUGGCCUCACGGUUUCUGGGCAUAAAAAAAAGCGUUGGGUGGCUCAGCCUAACCUGUAGAUUUGGCCCCUCCAACGGCUCCAAAACCACAUGCUGGUUCAAGUUCGGCAAGAACGGUGUUGAUGCCGAAGGUGCUGGCAUUUAUGGCAGCCAGGGUCGUGAUGACUUUGACAGAGAUGAUGUUGAACAGUACUUCAACUACAUGGGGAUGCUGGCUGUAGAUGGAACCUAUGACAAAAUGGAAGCUCUUCUAAACCUGAAAAUACACCCUGUGGACAUUCUUCUCCUGUUAGCUGCAUCAGAAGGUGACAAGCCAAAAAUUGAAGAACUGUUGAGAGCUGGAGCAAAAUAUGAUGUGAAAGAUGGAGAUGGUAGGACGGCACUGGAUAGGGCCAAUGAAGAAAUUAAAGAUUUCAUUCUUAAUUUUUCAGUGCAAAGGGCAUGA